Molecule: messenger RNA, 538 nt
Organism: Cynoglossus semilaevis (tongue sole)
Lineage: Eukaryota; Metazoa; Chordata; Actinopteri; Pleuronectiformes; Cynoglossidae
Product: CD99 antigen-like protein 2
Exons: 4
Coding region: 83-538 (151 amino acids)
Source: RefSeq, a predicted model, not a curated record
CAUCGGACAUCCCUAGUUUUUAACUCUUUGGUGUCCCUUUUUCUGCCCCUGUUUUUAUUUGUGGAGUUAAUUACCUCCCGAGAUGUUUGUGACAUUUUCUGUCCAUGUGGUCAGUGCAGUGACGUCUUCUCCUUCGUCUCCUCAAACAGGUACCUUUUCUGACGAUGAUCUCCUCGAUGUGAGCAAAGACAAAAACUACAACCCUGACAAAGGAAAAGGUCGACCUUCUUAUGAUGACAGUGAUCACAUUAACCAGCGUGAUGACAACAGCGAUACCACAGCCGAGGUGGGCACCAUUGCAGGGAUAGUUAGUGCAGUUGCCAUGGCAUUGGUGGGUGCCAUCAGUAGCUACAUCAGCUAUCAGAAGAAGAAACUGUGCUUUGGUAUACAGCAGAGUCUGAACGCUAACAUGGAGAAGGCUGAGAACCCCGAUGCUGUGGUGGCUACAGAACCACAAGGUAAAUACACAUUCACAGUUUUUUCAUCAUUCAUUUAUAACAUAACAAUACUUAAGUUGAUCAUUAGGGUCGGCACCUGA